This is a messenger RNA of Sphaeramia orbicularis (orbiculate cardinalfish), 2786 nucleotides long. It is a transcript of the gene rhoh, whose product is annotated as ras homolog family member H. The record is from RefSeq and is a predicted model, not a curated record. The coding region runs from base 747 to 1334 and encodes 195 amino acids. The transcript has 2 exons. NCBI's taxonomy places the organism in Eukaryota, Metazoa, Chordata, Actinopteri, Kurtiformes, Apogonidae. Gene Ontology annotation, biological process: small GTPase-mediated signal transduction. Gene Ontology annotation, molecular function: GTPase activity; GTP binding.
CAAGCGGAUGCGUUCAACUUUUCUUCUCUGUUUUUUUUUUUUUUUUUCUCUGUGCCACUCACCCUCGACGUUACUGAGCAGGUACCGAAUUAUCUCAUCUCAUUGUCGGCCCUAAUAACGGGCAAGGGUUAUCUGUACGUUAGAAGAAAACCAGAUCAUCAGGUUUUAGUUAUUAUAACACAUUCCUGGUGCGUAAAAGUUUGGCUCUUUGUGUUUGACUUGUCUGCGCCCUGAAGUCAGUGAACGCGGCAUUAGCCCGCAUCCGCCCGAUAGAUUGACAAGCCUCACAAAAAGUUCACAGCUGAGAGGUUGGUCUUUGUUCAGUGGAAUGAUGGCAGUCGGGGUCGUCAAAGUGAAGGACCAGAAUACGACAACACUGCAGAAAAGGAACGGAAGUAAUGCAAGCGGAGGGUCUGGCAUGAAGGUGUGAAGACCUAAGAGCUUAUGUGAGGUGUAAUCACAUGUCAGAGAACUGCUGAUUUUUUUAGACUGACUGUGUAUGAGACAAUAAAGAGCCGUCAGAGACUCAUUGCACCAGUUCACCUGUCCUGUGGGAAAAUAGAGACCCAAAUCUAGGACUUGUCAUUAAGUUUAGUUUCUAUGAAAACUACCACUUCUAUGCGGAAGUCCACACGGAGCGAUCACUACCUGUGACUACCUCGUGGACCCUUCAGCUCAACAAGUCCUUCUAAAACUUCCCCUUUUUCCCAUAAACGUCAAAAGGAGUGACGUCGCCGGAGAUAACAAUGAAUGGCAUUGAAGAGAUGUCGGUGAAGUGUGUCCUGGUUGGGGACAGCGCUGUCGGCAAGACGGCCCUCCUGGUCCGCUUCACCUCGGAGACUUUCCCAGAUUGUUACAAACCCACUGUGUUUGAGAGCACCGGGGUGGAGGUGUACAUGGAUGGUGUUCAGAUCAGCCUGGGGCUUUGGGAUACGGCAGGAAAUGACAAUUUUAAACAAAUCCGGCCUAGAUCUUUCCAGCAGGCCGACGUCGUCCUCAUUUGCUACUCAGUGGCCAAUCCAAACUCUCUGGCCAGUGUCCAACACAAGUGGAUUGCAGAGGUUCGAGAGUAUCUGCCCAAAGUUCCUGUGCUGGUUGUGGCGACUCAGACAGAUCUGCGGGAGAUGGGGUCACAUCGGGUCCAGUGCAUCUCACCAGCGGAGGGCAGGCGCGUGGCUCAUGAGGUCCACGCUAAAGGCUAUCUGGAGUGCUCCUCUUUGAGCAAUCGUGGUGUUCAACAGGUGUUUGAGUACGCUGUAAGGACAGCUGUGAACCAAGCCAAGAAGAAGGGUCGACGACGAAUGUUCAGCAUUAACCAAUGCAAGAUGUUCUGACCUUAACUCAGUGGACCCUUUAGUAAAGACUUGUUUAAUAAUGUGAGUGUGAUGUUCAAACUUGGAGAGGUACAUAAACUCGAAUGCAGGUUUUUGUAAUAACCUCCUGUGAUCCAACAAUGCAAUUUCAAGAAUUUCACUGCUUUAUUUAAAAGAAAAAUGUUUCUGAAAAAAUUGUUGCAUCACCCUGUUUUCACCCAAGACAGUUAUUUAAUGCAAAAAAGCAGAAACUUUUACUUUCUUGGGUUUCAGUAGGUUUUAAAGGAUUUUUUUUUUUCACUAGACUAGACUUCAAAGGUUUAACUACGGAUGUAACAAACCCUUUUUGUAAAUCUACACGUAAAAGUGUAAUGUUUGUGUGAUUGAGUGGAGAGAAAACAGGUUGUCUUUGACUCUUCUGAUCUGUUUUUUAAGUGACCUACAGCACAUUGCACGAAGGGAAGGUGAUAUCCUCUGCUAACUGGGUUCUAGAAUAAUCCCGCAACUCUUCCUGUUUUUUAAAUUUUUUUUAUAUAAACACAUGUAAAGCAUUGACGAUAAUAUCACAGCACAGGUUUCUUGUGUUUAACUAAGGUGCAAGUGAAACAGGAAAGAACAUUUUAAUAUAUCAGCCUUGGGUUUUAUCACCAAGAAACAAAAUCAGUGAUUGAUAUGAUCCAACUGAAUGAUUUUUCAUCAUGUGAUAGAAAUAUUUGUCUGUUUGUUUAUCAGCAGAGACUACAUCAACAUAGAAAGUCCAACUGGACACUUUUUGUGGUUCAACAUACAUUAUACUCUCUUUAUUUUUAAAAAAAAAUAUUUUGUUAGAAAUGACCAGGAAAUAAACUGUCACUAGGUCACAGUGUAUUAAACAAACCGAAUUUGUACUUUAUUUUUUAUGUUUAUUUAAAUCCCUGUUUUGUUUGUUAAUUUUAACUACUGUACAACACUUAACACAUAUCUCAUAAAUAUAAUAAAAUAAUCCAAAAUUAACAGUGUAAAGAUGGUAAUUAAGUAGCUGUCAUUUAUUUUUAAGAAAUAAAUAAUCCUUCUAACAUCAAUAUACUAUAAAACUUUAAUUUCAAUAAACUGUUAUCAAACAUAUGUUCAUACAUAUAACAUCAUAUACAUGUAACAUCUUUAUGUUAUUUCUAGGUAUUGCUGUUUUUGUUUUUUAUAAACUGCAACCUUCUCUUGGUGUAACACAAGGAAACAAGUUAAGAAAUUGUGUUCUAAAUAUGUGUUUUAAUGGUCACUGAAAAACACAAAAAACAAUUAAAGUAAAAAUGUGGAUUCAGACAUUAACAUCAGUCUCUGCGGUCAUUUCUCUUUUGGUCCCAAAAGUAACAUUAAAAGAAUGGUGUGCACUGUAAAAGGUACCUGAAAAAUAAUCUGUUUUGUGUAUAAAAUAGACUGUAUUUUGUUAUUAAUGUUUGAUUAUUAUAGAUGUAGUUUAUAAAAAUGCACAGUGUU